AUGCAGUCGGAUGAUCCUCCGUUUUUAAGUGUUGGCACUGAAGUUAGUGCGAAAUUUAAAGGAGCUUUUUGUGAAGCUAAAGUAAAGCGUAUGACGAAGUCUGUGAAAUGUAAAAUAUUGCUGAAAACACCACCUUAUGGUACCAUAUUCGCUGACCAUACCGAAAUAAAGGGUUCUUUGGAAGUUAAUCAACAGGUCGAAAUUGUACAGGGAAGGGCCACUUAUAAAGGCGUUAUACAGAAUAUUAAAGAUAAUAGUGUAUACGUCGUUGUCUUUAAUGAUGGCGAUGAAAGACAGUUACGACGUACACAAGUGUGCAUCAAAGGUGCGAGACAUUUUAAUGAAGAUGUCAAUUUGGAUGCUAUGCCACUCUACAAACCAGAAUCAUUCAGUAGUCCAGUAGUUCUUGACGAUCGAAGAGGAAAACAAAAAAGGAGAAAUUUGGAACAAUCAAAACAGCAACAACAGCAAUCAGUGUCAGCAAGUGUUGAAGAUAAAGAAGAUGGUGGUGAGCAUGGUGGUGAUGAUGCGACAUCCAGCGAAGAUAGUUCAACACUUGAAAGUACUACUAGCACUACCCUAUCUGACACCAGUAACAGCAUCAGUGAAGCUCUAAAUGUCCCUGCACAACCAGGUCGUACACUUCGUACACGUCGAUUAACGUCUAAAUCAGUUCCAAGACGUUUAGGCAAGACGCGUAAAGAAUUUACAUUCUACAAACAAAGUGAUAGUGAUCGUGAUUUGAAAAAUGCUGAUGAGGAUGAUGAUAGCAAUAAUAAUGAUGAUGGCAAUAGUUCGGGCAAUUCGAGGGUGCGCCGUUUUGCGCGUUUACCGAAACCAUCAGUUUCACGCAUGAUUGCUGAUAAGAUUCUCACCAAAUCUAUUGCACGAACACGUAAAAAGCGUUAUGCAGCAGCAGUUGCCACGGAUGCUUUGAAACGUAUCAAAGAAUCAAGUAGCUCUUCUGGUAAGCGUAGGUUAGGUGAAGACGAUGAUGAUAACUAUGAUAAAGAUGAUGAGAACAGUAAUAUUGAUGAUGAUGAUGGUGAUGAUAAUAAUGAUGAUGAUGAUAAUGGUGAUGGUGAUGAUAAUGAUGAUAACGAGAUUGACGAUACAGAAAAGGAAAAAGGAAGAACACAUGCACGAAAAAAGCAUUGCAGUAGUGAUGAUAAUGAUGAUGAUAAAUCCCAUACAAGUGAUAAGAAGAUGGAUGUGAUGAGUGGAAGUAGCACAAGCCGGAAAAGUGAACGAAAACGACAAGGACUUCGAGAUAAGGAAGUGGAGCCAAUGGCGAAGAAAAGGCCUAAAGAUAUUGAUAAUACGAAAAAGCUAUAUAAGGUUGGAAAUGUUGUGGCAGUGUAUGAGGAUGCUACACAUAGAGGUAAAUGGACACCAGCAGUUGUUGUUGCAGAAGUAUCGUUUAAAGCUUCAACAAAGGGAACUGUAAAUAUUGGCAAAAGUGAUAUUUUGCUGCGAAGCUUCAGGGAUUCAAAAUACUUUGCUUGUCCGAUGACUAGACUGUCUUUACCAGGUGCUUCAGUUCUCAAAUUUCCUGAUUCGUCGCCUAAAGCUGCUAUGGAUCGAGCUAUCGCUUUUGUUGAAAAAGAAAUUUUUCCGGCAGGUUGGGAAAGGUCACAAAUUUAUGAUGACGAAAUACGAUCCAAGAAACGCGAUCAUAGGUCUUCUUCUACUGAUCAAAAAAAACGUUUGGAAACUUCUGGAAAAGCGAAACGAGAAACUGAGAAGAAAAUUUCCGCUGCAAGUAGCUCUUCAGAGAGCGAAGGCAGUAGUGAUGAAGAGUAUGGUGAAGAAAGAGAUCAAUUUACUGCCCAACUGUAUAAGUUCCAUGAAGAAAGAGGAACUCCAAUUAACCGAGCACCUAUACUUGGUGGAAAAGACAUAGACAUGUUUCGUUUAUAUAAUGUUGUUCAACGAUAUGGAGGUAAAAAACGUGUCACUGAAAACAAUCAAUGGAAGUUGGUUCUGCGGAAAAUGCAUUUAGAAGGUUGCCCGGGGGCAACUUCAGUUACUGUCAAAAAUGCCUAUUCGAGAUACUUGGAUCAUUUUAACUCAUUUUACCGCAAUUUGGGUAUUUCAAGUUGGUUGUCUACUCCUACACAAUCAACAUCUAGUCGUAGUGAACGUCCAAAUCGUUUGUUAGAUCGUCAUAAUAUACAGUUGCAAAGAAGAAGAUGGACAUUAAUGACAACGAAGAAAAAGGAAAAGGGACAAAAAGAAAGCUCAACUAAAGGAAAGGUAACAAAACGCGAGAAAGAUGAAGGCAUUUCACGUACGAGAAAAGAAAAAGUAAAAAAGGAUGAGCGAACUAUAAUGAAAUCUGAUAUCAGCGAAGAUGACGAUAAAAUGAAAGGUGCACUCUCCACGUCGUCGCAGAGUUCAACACCGUUACUUUGCUUAUCACCUGGUAAUAAAAUAAAGUCCAAAACGAAAGAUGAGGAAGAACAGGAAAGAGGAAGUGUGAGCGAUAGUGAAACAAUCGAAAGUACCAAAGAGAAAGGAAAUUCUAAGAUUGAAAAGGAAUCGAAGGUUAAAUGCCGAGGUCCAAAGAAAAAGGAUAAUGAGAAGGAUGCAAAUAAAGAUGAGCAACAGCCUGUUUCGAAAGUUUCCGAUCUAGAUAAAAGAACUAAAAUAUCAAAGAUUGGCAAAUCUGAGAAGAAGAUAUCUUCUGAGUGUUAUAUCAAGCGGAAAUCUCCAAGUGUUGUCUCAACUGUCUCAAAUGCCGAGCAGGGACUUAGCGAAAGUGAUGAUGAAGCACACAUUCGGCAAAUGCGCAUAAAAGAAGCUCGAAAGCUGAUCGCUGGAGGAAGUCGCCUUCCUGUUGAGCAAAAAGAAUUAUCGAUAAGCAAACGUGAUGAGAAUGCCACAGGAAAAGAUUCAGAUAUUCCUCAAAUAUUCAGGAAAGAAAAGGCCAAAGAAGGUGUACCAUGGCUGAACUGUUCUGCUGCUACAGUCUUGACGAAUUUCUAUAUGGGACAAAACGUGAAAGCUUAUCAUCAUGGUCAGUGGUAUGAUGCAAGAGUGAUUACAGUGGGUAAAAUUUCGCACAGUGAUGUCCUCUCUUCAAUGAUGGACUUCGAGGCGAGGUGCAAAGCCAUCAACGAAUCAAUGCAGUGUGAUGAGAAAGAGCGAAAAGAAGCAUUGACAAGAGCAUCGGCACGCUUAAAUGAUCGUUUAGAAGGUAUUCUCCGAGAAAUGACAUGCUGUGUACAUUACCUUGGAUGGAAUUCUCGUUACGAUGAAUGGGUUGAAUUAAUCAAAAUUAAAGUGCACGAAAAAGAUCAGAAACUAUCGGAAGAACAGUUUUUAUCGAUUGCUUCAGAUAAAUUAAGUGCUCCAACUCUUGAAGCAGCUGUGGCAUGGCGUUCAUCAGUUGAUCCAGUCAAACUUUUGGCAACUGAAGCGUGUAGUAGUGGAAUGAGACCUCGGCGGCUAUCGCACACCCAUGAACAUAUAACACAUCUUGAGCCUCGUUCGCGUUCUACUACGUUUUCUGAAAAAAAAGUGAAAAAAGUGUUGAAAGUUCCGUUGACAAUGGCUGACUCAACGGUACUGAAAGCAUCGGAUGACUCAGCGAAGCAAAGUGCUAUCCAUCUUGCGAGCACCAAUCUUCUGACUGAAUCUGAUGCGGAAAUUGUUCUUAAUCGUUUGCCGGAAGAAGCUUCAGUUUCGGAAACAUCAUCACAUCUUUCUUUUGCCAGUGAACUUGUAUCGAGUACAAUAUUUCUUAGCGGUGUUACUGCAGAGGAAAAGUUAUCCGAAGCUAAUUCAAAUUUGAAGCGGCGUAGACUAAUGUCGGAUAACCGUUCAGUGGUUGUAGAUCUUUCAGAGAAUUCAACAAAUACACCAUUUGUCGUAUGUAGUACAUCUCCUGAAAGUGCUGCUAUCAUUACAAAGGAAGAAGUUGUAGCUGAUCAUGUUUCGGUAAUAUUGGAUGAAGUAUCUGGGACUAAGCAGAUUGAUGCUGAAAAAACGACAAAGUAUGAAAACGAUCAACAAUCAUCAUCCAAUGAAAGAGCUGAUGGAAAUGAUGACAAGUUGAUAGUUUUAGAAGUAACAGAAGUUGCAGAAGAAAAAGAACAACAUCCGGAUGGAAAUGAAAGGCAAACGAAAUUGAUGGUUCUAACAGAAAGUGAUGAAAUAGAUUUAAAAAAAGAUAGCGACAACAAGCCAAUGGAAACUAGUACAGUGCAGCAAAUCUUACCUACUGAUAAUCUGAUUCAAAAAAUAACUUCAUCUAAAGAAAUCUCAUUCGAAUUAGAAGCUGCAGCUGAAGAUGUAACUUUAAAGGAAUGUGAUGAUGACGCUUGGCAUCCACCAAUGUCUUUGGGACUUAAACAGCGUGGUCGUGGAAUGAAAAAGAAGAAAGUUGGUAGAAAUGCGUCGAAUACACUGACUGAACGUAGAGGUAUAGGAAAAGGAGGGUACAAACAAGUAAAUACUGACGAGCGAAGUAAAGAAAGUGAGGAAUGCUCAUCGAGCGAUGAUGAAAGUUUGCCAAACGUAAGGGAUAGCUGGCAUGCUUUGAAAGUACGUAUGCAGCAAAAAGUGGAAUCAGAAGGAGCUAUGGCAUAUGCUGAAAAGGAACUAAAUUUAGAACCAAUCGACGAAAAUUUGACUGGGGAAGCGCUAAUAAACAGUUAUCAGGAACGCCUGCAAGAGCUCAGAGAUAUAUACCAUAAUAUACGCGCUGAUCAAGCGCGUCUGGAUCGUCGUUGGCGGAAAACACUCGAAAAAAGAAAACAACGCGACAAGGAACACAAGAAAAAAGACGAACCAUUUGUACAGUCACCUGUAGGUGAUAAUGUUAUAUAA
Messenger RNA from Brugia malayi, 4833 nucleotides. It is a transcript of the gene Bma-arid-1, whose product is annotated as ARID/BRIGHT DNA binding domain containing protein. The record is from RefSeq and is a predicted model, not a curated record. Gene Ontology annotation, biological process: regulation of transcription by RNA polymerase II. Lineage: Eukaryota; Metazoa; Nematoda; Chromadorea; Rhabditida; Onchocercidae. Gene Ontology annotation, molecular function: transcription cis-regulatory region binding. The transcript has 31 exons. Bases 1 to 4833 code for a protein of 1610 amino acids. Gene Ontology annotation, cellular component: nucleus.